Corapipo altera (White-ruffed manakin) is the source of this 2112-nucleotide messenger RNA. It is a transcript of the gene BDKRB1, whose product is annotated as bradykinin receptor B1. Gene Ontology annotation, cellular component: membrane. Gene Ontology annotation, biological process: immune response; neutrophil chemotaxis; response to mechanical stimulus. Gene Ontology annotation, molecular function: bradykinin receptor activity. The coding region runs from base 257 to 1342 and encodes 361 amino acids. The transcript has a single exon. The record is from RefSeq and is a predicted model, not a curated record. NCBI's taxonomy places the organism in Eukaryota, Metazoa, Chordata, Aves, Passeriformes, Pipridae.
AGGAGAGGAAAUUUCAUAGGAUGUAGAGUAAGUUACAUCCUUGCUAAUACUGUGAACACUUCUCACUGUUGCACAUAACAAGUAUGGAUUGAUCUAACCUAUAAUAAUCAGUGAGGACUAAUAAAGAACUUCCAGCAGUUAAAAAGCUUGUUACAGCACUCAUGGGAGACAACUUUUGCAAUUGUAUGCUUCUUCUUUGCAGUCAUUUGCUCUCGUUUGAAAGACGUCUUCUGUUCACUUCGGAAUUUUAAAAAAAAUGACUGAGACUCCUCUACUGAAUAUUACCUCCUCAAACCAGGGUGAAAAUAGAAGCAAUUCAGCUAUUUGCCCAGAGCAGGAUGACUGGUGGGACAUCGUGUAUUAUAUAGUGCCCAAGUACCUCAACGCUGUCUGUGCUAUUGGAAUGCCCGGAAAUGUAUUUGUUCUCCUCAUUUAUUCACUGCACAAGGGCCCCCUGAAGAUAGCUGAAAUCUACCUUAUGAACCUAGCUGUUGCUGAUCUUAUCUUCCUCAUGGGCCUCCCUUUCUGGGCAGAGAACAUCAGGAAUGAAUUUAACUGGCCAUUUGGCAGUUUCCUUUGCCGCAGCAACAGUGCAUCCAUCAGCCUAAACAUGUACACCAGCAUCUACUUGCUGGUGGCAGUCAGCGUGGAUCGCUACUUGACUCUUGUCCAUACCUUGAACCACAGACGGAUACGGAGCAAAACUAUUGCCAAAGGGAUCUGCUUGCUCAUCUGGUUCUUUGGCAUCCUCCUCAGCAUCCCAGUUUUUAUGUUUCGGACCGUGAAGGACUAUCCCCUGUGGAAUAUUUCAGCAUGCACUUUGGACUUCCCCACCCCAUCGUGGAAAACAGCUGAAAGCCUGGUACGCAGUAUAGUUGGAUUUGUGUUGCCAUCUACAGCAAUCAUCUCCCUUAACUUCUCUACCAUUAGGUCCCUACAAAAAAAAGCAAGAGAACGAAGAGCACUCAGGGCAAAGGACUGCAAGGGGCACAAAGGCACAAAAGCUACCAGGUUGAUCCUCACAGUGAUACUGAUGUUUCUUUUCUGUUGGACUCCUCACCAUUUUUUUGUAUUCCUUGAUACAUUAUACCAUACAGAAGUGAUCAAAGGCUGCUUCUGGGAGGAACUGCUCAAUUUUGGGGAGCAGUUUGCUUAUAUGCUGGCUACCACCAACAGUUGCAUUAACCCUGUGAUUUAUGUCUUUGUUGGGAAAUACUUCAGGCAAAAGGCUUUAGAAGUUUUUUCACAGUUUAUUCCCUGUGGAUUUCCUUUGAAAUGGGUAUCUUUGAAAGAAAUGUCAUCAAAUUUCAAUGUGUUUUCAGUCAGGAGUAGUUUAACUUAAUAAUUAUCGUUUCCAUCUUCAUUUUUAUAUUGCAACUUAUUUAAUACCAUUGUAAAUGACAUUAAAAAUUAAUAUGAAUUGCACUGAACAGCCAUUAGCAGACUAAGAUAAUUAUCUACUAAAGUAAAUCACUUGAUUGCUUAUUUGUCCUCAGGUUUACUUUUUUAUGUCUGUGUUAUCCAUCCAAAUACAUAACAUGUGAUACUAGAAAUUUAUACCAAAUAACCUAAUCUCUUUUACCAAUUACCAGUGACUUGAAAGAAAAACUCUUUGCAAGAUACCAGAAAAUAUUACAGAAAACCAUAAGCCAGCUGAACAUUUUACUUCAUGGUAUGUGUCAUGACACCUAAACCACCAAAUUGCAGCAGGUGUUACAGAGCAAAUAUGAACUUAAUCUUUAGUUGAUAACUGCAUUGGAGCAAUUAUAGAAUAGCUCCAGUUAUUUUGAACAAUAUUUUAAAUGGUUUGCAUUUUCACAGUAACAUGGAAAAUCUGAAUAUUUUUUGUGCAUUUCAAUUACAUUCAGCACAUAAAUAUUGUACAAGAUGAUAUACCACAAAGAAAUUGUACGUAAGCUGUAAAAAAAGCAAUGUAAACAGUAGCCUCCUCAAAAUCUGACUUUUUUUUAUCCAAUAAAAUGUUACACAAUUGCUCAUCAAGUGCAUAAAGAUUCUUUUUAUUUUUUAUGCGCAACAAUACCCAUGGUGGUCAUUGAUACUGUAUUCUUUUAGAAUAUCUUUCAUCUGAGGCAAAUCCUUAGAGACAUAUUU